This is a messenger RNA of Astrephomene gubernaculifera, 1897 nucleotides long. Lineage: Eukaryota; Viridiplantae; Chlorophyta; Chlorophyceae; Chlamydomonadales; Astrephomenaceae. The record is from the annotation of a GenBank genome assembly.
GGGCAGUGUGUUGGUGGCUAGCGGGGGCGACCUGGUGUUGGCGAGUGGGCUGAUUGCGCAGCUGUGGGCGCCGCUGCAGUACCUGGGCUGGUUCUACAGGGAGCUGCGUGCCGCGCUGGUGGACAUGGAGGAGUUCUUCCAGGUGCUGCGGACUCCCUCGGGCAUCACGGACGGCAGCAAACACCUGCCACCCACUCCACCAUCAACAACAACAGCAACAACGGCAGCAGCAGCAGCAGCAGCAAGAACAACAACGCUAUCACAGUCGCAGCAGCUGCAGGCGGACCGACAGGAUGUACCAGCCGAUGUUAACUGCCGCCGAACUGCUGCCGGUGCUGCUGACUGUUGCAGCAGCAGCAGCAGUUGGGCCGCUAAUGCAAGCACAAGCACGUGUGGAAGCAGCAGCAGCGGCAGCAGCAGCAGCAGCAACGAGGUCUGUUGCGACACAGCCAGCAGCAACUGCGGCAGUAGCAACCAAAGCAGCAAGAGCAGUAGCAGCUUGGUUUCAACCGUCCAUAACAGUCGCGGUGUAAAAAGCGAUGGAGGCGGUGGUAGAGGAGAAAGCGAUGGCAGCAGUAGCGGCCGUGCCAGCGCAGGUGUGGGCAGUAGCAGCAGCCGCGCCGGCGUGGGGCGACCCGUGGGUCAGGGGCUGCUGGUGGAGCUGGUGGAUGUGUCGUUCGGAUACACACCGGACCGGCAGAUCCUGAAGGGCGUGACCCUGCGCAUCAACCCCGGCGAGUCCGUAGCGGUGGUUGGCUCCAGCGGCAGCGGCAAGUCCACCAUCCUCAAGCUCCUCACACGGCUGUACGACGUCUGGGGGCCCUCCGCCUGCAGUGCGGGUGGCAAUGCCGGUAGCAGCAGCAGCAGCAGCAGCAGCAGCGGCAGCUGUGGCAGCAGUGGGGACAGCAGGUGUGGCAGCAGUGGAGGGAGCAGCAGCGGUGGCGGUAGCAGCAGCAGCAACGGCAAUGCCGCUACUUGCAGUGGUGACGGGGCGGUGCCAGUACAUGUGGAUGCGCAAAACAGCAGCAGGAACGGUAACGGCACUGUUAGCGCUUGCAGCAGCAGUACGAACGGUACCAACGGAAACCAACGCACCAACGGUAACGGUUGUAACGGCCAGAGCUACAGCCACCCACACCAGCCUUACCACACCGCGUACGUCAACACCAACGGCAGCAGCAACGGCCGAAGCGACAGCAGCAUUGGCGUGACUGUUCCAGUCGUCAGCAACGGUAUCGGCAGCAGUGAACUCCCUACCACCCAGGAAACAGGGGACACUGACGCCGGUGUCAUCCGCAGUAGAACCCUCAGCCCCAGCCCUCUACCUCCCGCCAGCCUCCUACCACCUCCCAGCCCCAGCCCCAGCCCCAGUCCCCGGCGGAGCAGUGGGGUGUACGUCAACGGAGUGGAUGUACGGGAGCUGAGGUUGGAGGAGCUGCGGGGGGCCAUUGCGGUGGUGCCGCAGGAUACGGUUCUUAACUACGACAGCAUCCUAGAGAACAUCCGCUACGGUCGCCCGGAUGCGAGUGACGAGGAGGUGGUGGCGGCGGCUCGCAUGGCUCGACUGCACGACACAGUCAUGUCCCUACCCGACAAGUACGACACAGUGGUGGGUGAGCGGGGUCUGAAGCUGAGCGGCGGAGAGAAGCAGCGAGUGGCCAUCGCCCGAGCCUUCCUGCGCGCUCCCAGACUGCUCAUCUGCGACGAGGCCACCAGUGCCCUGGACAGCGCCACCGAGGCCGCCAUUAUGACCAGCCUAGCGGAGCUGGCGGAGGGCCGCUCCGCGCUGUUCGUGGCUCACCGGCUGAGCACUGUACGGCAGUGCGACCGCAUUGUCGUACUGCGGGGUGGGCGGGUGGUGGAGCAGGGCAGCCACGAGCAGCUGAUGGAGAAGGGG